GACACAGUUUUAGAGUUUCGAACAAACCACAUUUUUUCAUAUAGGUAUAAUUGGUUUGAGAGUGACGGAUGACUGCAACCUGAAACGUAAGUCCUCCACUUCAGUAUAUCAGUCGACGCGUUUUAAGCGCAACACUUUUAAUUUUGAGCAAUUAAAUUUUCUCUUUCGCUUGAUUUCACUCCCGUGAAAAUUAUAAACUAAAACACCAUGAGCGACAAACUCGACGUCAUAAUCUUCGGAGCCUCCGGCUUCUCCGGGGGUUACGUAGUGCACCAACUUUACAAAAUCUGCAAGAAAGACAACCAGGACGUUAAAUGGGGACUCGCAGGACGCUCGACGACGCGCCUCCAAGCCACCCUCAAGAACCUCGAACUCAAAACAGGUUCGUCUUUGCUCCACGACGUUCCCAUUUUCGAAGCCGACACCACCAACGAAGCGUCUUUGGAGGAGGUGGCGUCGAAAGCACGCCUCAUCAUCAACUGCACAGGGCCGUACAAGUUUCACGGAGAGCCCGUGGUGAAGGCCUGCAUCAGACAAAAGUGCCAUUAUGUGGACCUCAACGCAGAGCCCCAGUUUAUGGAACGAAUGCAGCUGGUUUACAACGAAGAAGCGGCGAAGAACGGGGUCUACGUGGUGACUUCUUGCGGAAUCGACAACAUUCCGGCUGACAUAGGGUUGGAGUUUUUGCGGAAGAGUUUUAAAGGGAGUCUGAAUUCGGUGGAGUGCUACGUUGAGUUGAUACCAGAAGGGAGUUUCGGGAAAGGGGCUGUCGCGAACUAUGGGACUUGGCAGUCGUUCUUGUACACGAUGGGGGACUAUGCGGAGUUGAGGAAAAUAAGAACGGAAUUGUUUAAGACGCCGCUGCCUAAGCUGAAACCAAAAUUGCCCUUGCGGAGAUGCCUGCACAAAAUUCCUUUUUCUAACACGUACGCAGGACCGUAUCCUGGAGGAGAAGCCACGGUGAUGCGACGCUCCCAACGAUAUUUUUACGAACAAGACCACGUCAGACCCAUCCAGAUCCAUACUUACGUCGGACCGCCAAAAUUUUGGCAGUACAUCCUCCUCUUCGUGGCUUUUAUACUCGGCGCUUCCCUAAUCAGACUAAUACCUUCCGUAGUCAAAAUUCUGCUCAAACACCCCAAACUGCUGACUUUGGGUUUUUUCGACAGUAAGAAGCAACCUGCGGAAGACGUUCUGGCGAAAAUUAAAUUCGCGGCGACUUUUCGAGGUCGUGGUUGGAAGGGAAAAAUCGUAGAUGAAAAGUUUAAAGAAGCUGAGGAUUCUUGGAUGGUGGCGAAAGUGAGCGGGACGGAUCCGUACGAGAUCACGGGGAUCUGUGCGGCGGCUGCUGCAAUCGUUUUGCUUGAUGAUGGUCAAAGUUUGCCGAAACGUGGGGGGGUGUACACCACCGCCGCCGCUUUUGCGAAUACUAAUUUAGUUGAGGUGUUGCAAAGACAUGGGUUGAAGUUUGAUAUUAUCGGUGAAGGGCGGUUGUAGGAUUUUUUUGGGUUAAAUCGUACCGGAAAUCACCGAUCUGCGCAGUUUGUUUACUCGAAUGUUUGGAAAUUUUAC
Zophobas morio is the source of this 1572-nucleotide messenger RNA. Its product is annotated as saccharopine dehydrogenase-like oxidoreductase. The record is from RefSeq and is a predicted model, not a curated record. Gene Ontology annotation, cellular component: mitochondrion; lipid droplet; plasma membrane. The coding region runs from base 208 to 1497 and encodes 429 amino acids. Lineage: Eukaryota; Metazoa; Arthropoda; Insecta; Coleoptera; Tenebrionidae. The transcript is spliced from 2 exons. Gene Ontology annotation, biological process: glycolipid biosynthetic process.